UCAACACAUUCAUUCACCAUUCGACAUUUGGUAUCAAUCUAUAUUUUACACCAUGCUCAUCUUUCUCCUGAUCUGGCUUUACUAUCGGUCAAUUCAUGGCAAAAAGAUCUUUCUGAUUCAAACCCGGUCAUGCGUUCUCUGGCUCUCAAAACACUUGCUGGAAUGUCUCUAGAAUCCGUUUUGCCCUUGGUUAUGAUGUCUAUCAAUCGACUCCUCAACGAUUCAAAUUGGUUUGUACGUUGUACAGUGGCCGAGUCUUUGAUCGAUGUCUUCAGUGUGGAUGCCAGUUCGUAC
Messenger RNA from Melampsora larici-populina 98AG31, 294 nucleotides. RefSeq lists its product as uncharacterized. The record is from RefSeq and is a predicted model, not a curated record. NCBI's taxonomy places the organism in Eukaryota, Fungi, Basidiomycota, Pucciniomycetes, Pucciniales, Melampsoraceae. The annotation marks the transcript as partial. Gene Ontology annotation, cellular component: membrane coat. The transcript has a single exon. Gene Ontology annotation, biological process: intracellular protein transport; vesicle-mediated transport.